AUGUUGGAGGCAAAAUUGGGUUUCAAUUCAUCAUAUGCAUGGAGAAGCUUGUAUUCUAGUUUAAGGUUGCUUAAGAAGGGGCUAUUUUGGAGAAUUGGGGAUGGAAAGAAGGUGAAGAUUUGGGGUGACAAGUGGAUACCAAGGGAUUAUGCUCCUAAGGUACAGAGGACAUGGCAGAAACCAAAUGAGGGAGUUUAUAAGAUAAACUGGGAUGCUGCAACAAAAAAUUUUGAGGGAAGCAUUGGCAUUGGAGUGAUUGCUAGAGACUUCGAAGUAGAGAUGGGGUUGUCACUGGUUAUACUUGAAGGGGAUGCUAUACAAGUUGUAUCCAUGGCAAACAAGGCUAAAACAGAUUUGAGCUUAGGUGGUUUAAUAAUUGCAGUUGCCAAAGGUGUAUUAACAGCUCUCAGAUCAUGGUCUGUUGUUCAUACAAAUAGAGAGGCUAAUAUGGCAGCACAUAUAUUGGCAAGAUUUGGGCUUGACCUUGAAGAAGACAAGUAUACAUUGGAAGAAAUUCCUUCAUGUAUUCAGUCCAUUGUAUUAAGUGAUUUGAUGUAA
This is a messenger RNA of Carya illinoinensis, 558 nucleotides long. RefSeq lists its product as uncharacterized. NCBI's taxonomy places the organism in Eukaryota, Viridiplantae, Streptophyta, Magnoliopsida, Fagales, Juglandaceae. The transcript has 3 exons. Bases 1 to 558 code for a protein of 185 amino acids. Gene Ontology annotation, molecular function: RNA-DNA hybrid ribonuclease activity; nucleic acid binding. The record is from RefSeq and is a predicted model, not a curated record.